Molecule: messenger RNA, 281 nt
Organism: Penicillium canescens
Lineage: Eukaryota; Fungi; Ascomycota; Eurotiomycetes; Eurotiales; Aspergillaceae
Exons: 2
Coding region: 57-281 (74 amino acids)
Source: RefSeq, a predicted model, not a curated record
AAAAAUCACUUUUUCUCAACUCUGUUUUAAUCUCAGACUUGGCAGAUCGGUCGGACAUGCAGAACACAAAGUCCCAGUCUGAAAAGCCUGUCAAUGGCCAAGGAAUUCCAGAUCCUACGGAACCCGGCUCGAAUGAUAUAGAUGAACGAACCACUCAGGAUUACAAGACAGCCAUUGAGCGCAGCAAAGCCUUUAGCGGUGAUCGACUUCGCCGCGCACGACCCAAGAAAGCAAAGGGCGACAACGAAAGCUCGGAAGAGGAAGAUGUUGACAUUUCCUGA